Molecule: messenger RNA, 1747 nt
Organism: Sebastes umbrosus (honeycomb rockfish)
Lineage: Eukaryota; Metazoa; Chordata; Actinopteri; Perciformes; Sebastidae
Gene: spdya
Product: speedy/RINGO cell cycle regulator family member A
Exons: 7
Coding region: 180-1178 (332 amino acids)
Biological process (GO): positive regulation of cyclin-dependent protein serine/threonine kinase activity
Molecular function (GO): protein kinase binding
Source: RefSeq, a predicted model, not a curated record
UUAGCAUUCUCUCCUGUUCUCAAGGACAUAGUUCGCUUCAGCUCUUUCAGCUCUUUUAGCUUCUGUCCCGGUGUGUCUCUGAUAACCGGCAGCAUCAGGAACACUGAAACAUCUCCACUACUCAUCGGUGUUCAAGAAACACACCAUCACUCUCCACUACAGAUGAUCUAAAGUGAAGCAUGAUGAAGCACACACGCAGUUGGUGCCAGGCUAAUUUUACUCCCUCAGUACCUGUUGGCGGAGUCAAACCCAGCAACUCACACUCCCUCCAAAUCAGAAGAGCUCUCCUGCUCAAAAGAGCCAACGGCCAAGACGCCCAGGGCCCACCAGGGAAGAGCCAGCCGAGCCAGCGUACGAAUGACUUCAAUGGUGCCAAAGUGACCAUGUCCCCAACUAUUGUCAUCCAGCGGCAGGAAAUGGCAUCGUUCUUCAGACUUUUUGAUGAUGAUGUGAUCCAUGACUUUCUGUGGAUGGACUGUUGCUGUAAAAUGACUGACAAGUACCUUCUAGCCAUGACCUUUGUGUACUUCAAAAGGGCGUGCUUCACUAUUCCCGAAUACACCAGGAAGAAUUUUUUCGUUGCACUGUAUCUCGCCAACACCAUGGAGGAGGAUGAGGAGGAGAGUAAGUACGAGAUAUUUCCGUGGGCCCUGGGCAAGAACUGGAGGAAGCAGUUUCCCCGCUUCCUCAAGCAGCGAGACAAGCUGUGGGCUCGCGUCGAGUACAGAGCUGCCGUCAGCAGGCGUUGCUGCGAAGAGGUGAUGGCCAUCGUGUCCUCUCACUCCGUGUGGCAGCGAGAGCGUUCGGAACACCACAGCGGCGCCCAGCGGCAGUACGAACACCGAGACCACACUCGUAUUCCCCGCGGGCCCUCGGCCUCCCCCGUCUCCUGUGCCCUCUGUAACCGUGGCGCCGGGGUAGAUCGAGGCCAGGGCUCCUCUUCUCCCUCCAGAGGCUCUUCUGCGCAGACCCCAAACCCUGCCUUUCCUCACCCAUUCACCUCCACACUGAGUUUGGAGGUCACCCCACCCAGGGCCGCAGCCUCCCGCAGGAAGGCGGCAGAGACGAAAAUCCAGGCACAACAUUCCUUCUGCUGCUGUGCCGAGGAGGUUCCCAAGAACAAGUCUUCCUGCAGGUCCACAUAUGACACCUCCAUGGACUGGAUCAGCGAGGAGUAGAGCGUCACACCACCACCUCAGCAGUUCUGACCCAGCUGUUCUGUGCAUCGCUGUCUCUCCUCUUUAAUACAACUUUUACUCUGAAGUAAAAGGUCUGAAUCACAAGUGUAACUCACGAGUUUGUGUUUACCUCUUUUAAAUGCAAAUGUGGUACCGAUUCAACAGAACAAAGUUUACCAUUUACUGUCAUUCCAUACGUCAUACUCUGAUGGAAACAUGCCGAAACAGACUGAUAUGACUCACCAAAGAGUGUUGUAAAGAUGUGUUUAACCUGCACUGAGUUCUUGGUUUUUAUUUAUAUAUUUAUUUAUUACUGUACUGUACUGAAGCACUUCUGGGAUUUUUUUGAUCACCAUUUAUUUAUUCACGGAUGUUAAAUGAAAUGAAAAAAAUUGAGUUUGACAUUUUUCAAUCAAAGUUUAGCCACUGAUACGUGUCCUUAACGCAGGAUUUGAUGCAUUUUCACACACUGGGAUUCUACUGGGCAUUGUUUUUAGUAUUGUUGCCAAAGUGCCGGUUUAAUGAUCCAACACUGCCUCUUGAGUUUUGAAUAAAGGCUUGAAUUUAAA